Aureobasidium vineae is the source of this 1245-nucleotide messenger RNA. NCBI's taxonomy places the organism in Eukaryota, Fungi, Ascomycota, Dothideomycetes, Dothideales, Saccotheciaceae. The record is from the annotation of a GenBank genome assembly.
AUGGUCUCCCGUAACCCGACCAAGAUCGGCAACAAGAUCAAGCGCAAAGAACAACACGUAAAGACAAAACGCGCCAAGGAAAACACAAAGCGUGACGACAGACUCCGCCGCAGACGCACAGAGGACAAGAAUCCUGCACUCAGAGAAGCGCGCCGAGCAAAGAAUAUCCCGCAAACCAUCGACAGGAAGAGAACUUGGGAUACCGCAGGCGAUGGCGAAGAGAGCGACAAACUGGGAUUGAGUGUGGAUUUGAAUGCCAUCAAGAGAAGGAAAGUUGAAGAAGAUGAUGAAGAGGCAGAGCAAGACGACGAUGAAGAGGCGGAGGAGGAAAAAGACAGUGACGCAGACUCAAUGAUCGACUUUGACGAGGAAGAAGACGACGAAGACGACGAAGAUGCCAAAGCCGCAAAACAGCAAAAGAAAGACGACGCCGCAGCGGCAAAAAGGCCACUCGCGCACCCNUCACCAACACCCUCGACCGCAGCAACAAACCUCUCCCUCACCCCCGAAGGCCUCGCCUCUAAGUUCCCCAGCCUCUUCGAACACAACGACAAAGACCCCAAAGUCCUGGUCACCACAUCGAUAAACAGUUUCUUGCACGAAGAAGCCGUCCUCCUCACUUCACUGUUCCCAAACGCGGUCUACAUCAAACGCACAGCACACUUCCACGCCCACAAAUACUCCGUCUCGGAAAUUUCCUCGUUCGCCGCAAACAGAAACUACACUCACGUCGUUAUCCUAAACGAAGACCAGAAAAAGCCCGCAGGACUGGAUAUCGUGCAUCUUCCCCAUGGCCCCAUGUUCCACUUCAGCAUUUCAAACUGGGUUGAAGGCGCCAAACUUCCCGGUCACGGAAAUCCGACUUCGCACGAUCCAGAACUGAUCCUUAACAAUUUCCGCACGCCCUUGGGUCUGUUGACGGCGCAUCUGUUCCGCCAAAUCUUUCCUCCGCAGCCGCAGAUUCAGGGACGUCAAGUCGUGACUCUACACAACCAGCGCGAUUACAUCUUCGUGAGGAGACAUCGUUACGUCUUCCGUGACAAGCGCGCGACUGAGAAGAGCAUUGUGGGCCCAGAUGGAAAAUUGGUUGAGGGAGUCGAGGAUAUCAGGGCUGGAUUGCAAGAGCUGGGACCAAGGUUUACACUCAAGUUGAGAAGAAUCGACAAGGGCAUCCAGAGAAGAAGCGGACAGGAAUGGGAGUGGAAGGCUGGCGAUGAGAAGGUCAGGACGAGAUUCGCUUUGUAA